Molecule: messenger RNA, 1374 nt
Organism: Aspergillus alliaceus
Lineage: Eukaryota; Fungi; Ascomycota; Eurotiomycetes; Eurotiales; Aspergillaceae
Exons: 2
Coding region: 541-897 (118 amino acids)
Source: RefSeq, a predicted model, not a curated record
AUGGAACUGCGGUGGAAUGAUAGACAUAACCCAUAGUCUGACCAAUAAUAAUUAAGUAAUGAUGGAUGGACUAUCCGUGGUGGAAAGAGGAGGCCCACAGGUGUAACUCUACCUUGAAUUGUUCUGCCUAUUCGUGGGAAGUGCUUCGAUGCUUGGGACAAACAUCGACAUCCACUUGAGGUCUCCGAAGGCAUAUCUUCAGAGGAAUAGCUGGCGUUCUGUAUCCCAAGGUACCACAGCAUGGGACCACCAGGCUUGAAAUCAACCGAGUAUUGCCUGACACAGCCCAAAACACACGCAGCAGAUAAGAUUUGUUUAGGUUAGGAAGCUAAGCUAUUUUGGAUGAAAGCUUGGCCUCCAGUUUAUGGAAAAUAAGCUCUCCAACUGUCAGGGCAGGCAACCAUAUUUUCCCCCUUCGUCUUCUCUUUGUUUGCUUAAUAUUUCUCUCUUUGAUAUCUUGUCUGGCAUCUUGUGCCUAUAGACAUUAAACACUACAUCCUCUGCUCAUGAUAGAAGUAUUCUUUGAUCAAAACACACAAAAUGCCAGCCACAGCAAGACCAAAUACCGACUACGAGCGCUGGCUCCAAAAUCACAAUCCAGACGUCGAGUUCCACCCAAGUCCACAAUACGGCCCUCAUCAUGGCAGUCGUUCUAAGAAGUUUCCCCCUUUCCAGACACCCAAGACGGACAGACCUCGCAACCCGUUCGCCGGACCUCAGAUCCGGUUCUCGCCUACAGACAAAGAACUCGGGUCCUCUUCCAGGGAGACGUCAAAUUCACCAAUAUUCAUGUUGCUCUUUCUUUUCAUUAUCCUAGUUGCUGUUGCGUACGCUCGGACACAACUUGCCCAUUCUUCCCGGGCCCGACCAGCUGCGAGAAGGAGCGAAAAACAAUGAUACCACAUCCACGGUGCACACGAACCCGACAAUGACUUCUCUCCUGCUUGAAUACGACUCAAAGUCUUGCCACAGUGAUGCCAACGGCAGGGGAGUACGAACGCCCCGACUAGAUACCUUUCAAAUUCUGAUACCCAUAUAUCAUGCAGACAGAUCAAUGGCACGUAUUGUUGGAGUCGGACUUCAAUCCAACAUGUAACAAUGUUUUAUCUCAGCAUAGGUGGUAAAACGCUUAAUGAUACUUUUUAACCUGCUAUGGCGUAUUUAUGCAAAAUACCCGCAUGUGUAUGUCUACAGUGCUUAAAUAAAAGUUGUUGUCCGAUGAUGAACAAACAUGGCUUUCUCGCUCUUAAUAUUAAUGUAGUGGUCUCUGCUUUUCAUCCCCUCGAACGCAUUAAAGCAUCAUUGUCCUCAAGAACGGCAAAUAUGACAGGUCGAAAACAACUAAACGGGGCCUAUUACUCGAAUACCGAAUCU